Molecule: messenger RNA, 2048 nt
Organism: Prorocentrum cordatum
Lineage: Eukaryota; Dinophyceae; Prorocentrales; Prorocentraceae
Source: the annotation of a GenBank genome assembly
GUACGCUUGGUCCUUCCCAAUGAGACGGUGGUCAAUGCAAACGGGGGUCAGUCAGAGCGCUGGAUCCUGCAGGAUCCUGCAGGAUCCUGCCACCGCAGGAUCUUGCAGGGUCCUGCCAAGCCUGACUGAUCCAGGUUUGGCAUUGAAGACGGGCCAGUGCGUCCCCAACAGCAUUGGCUCCGACCAGCAGGAGAGGGGGGGAAAGGGGCCCUCUCCGCCACGACUGAACGCGGCUCGGGCAGCUGGUUAUAGUUCGACCCUGGGAGGGGUCUGGGGACCCACUUUGAGAGCGAAUUUGCCAACUUCCCGCCUCUAGACCGAUUUCCUUUGGGCUUCUGCAGCUCAGACUCCCUGGCCGUCUCCAACCUAGAACGCAGAAUGGCGCCGAUGUUGCAGAGGAAUCGCAUGACGGCAAUUGGACUCACUGCCAGGAGCACCGAGACCGGGGAAAAUCCGUCCAUUGUGAACGUGCUGGUGGAGGUCGAGGGGGAGCUCCCCCUCGAUGAUGUUCAGAGCCUCAUCGCGGAUCCAGAUUUCGGUUUCACGAGGUACUCGCGCAUGUCCAGCAGAGUCGAUAAGACGAGCUGUUACGUCGAGAUUCCAGACUUUGACGCCAGCGCAGUGGUUUCAGAGUUCACGGUCUGCGCGGAGCACAAGCUCCACGAGCAGUGGAUGGAGGAUUACGUCGGCCUGCACGGUUUGGGCCCGCUGAACCACGGAGAGGAAGACCUCCCUCCAUGGGAGUGCAACGUGGCCCACAAUUACAAGGGAGGCAACACCAUGCUGCACUUCCGCUUUCACCACUGCUUGGGCGACGGCCACUCGUUUGCCAUGCUCAUCCACGGCCUCAGCGACGAGGUGCGCAGUAGGAGCAAGGCUCGGGCUGAGGCUUUUUCCUUCCUGAAGCUCCUGGCUGCUUUCGGGUCCUCUGUGGCGUACCUAUUGUGGCUUAUCUGCGGGGUCGUCCCAGUGGUCUUCAAGAUCGUGCGGGUGCUCUGUGGUGGGAGGGCCACGAGCUCCCUCCUGAAGGGGGCCCUGGGCCGCGAGAAAUCCCUGGCCACUGGCCGCGAGGAGUACGACCUCAACGUGGUCAAGGCCGCGGGCAAGGACCGAGGGAACUUCACCAUGAACGAUAUCAUGUUGGCCGCUUUUGUCGGCGGCUUGAGGCGUUGGAUGGUGGACAGGUGCGGACCAGACGGAGUCCCGCCAGGGGAGACCGUCUGCUGCUCCCUGCCAGUAAACCUGCGGACCAGCCUCGAAGACACGCCCAUGGGCAACAAGAUCGGGGCGUUCAUGAUCGACCUGCCCGUUGGGGAGGCUGACAGGGAUGCGCGCUUGAAGCAAACGGCGGCCGCCAUGAACAAGGUCAAGAGGUCCCCCGAAGCCUCCCUGGGUAACCUCGUCGCCAAGCUCACGUCUUCCCUUCCCGAGUGGGUAUCGAGGCGGCUGAUGGACAAGAUUACCUCUCGUGUGGAGUGCGUUUUUACGAAUGUCCGGGGCUUCGACGAGACGAUACACCUCAAGGGCCACGCGGUGCUGAAGUUUGUUGGCUUUGUCCCUCCGCCCCCCGGGGUCUCCAUCGGGGUCGCCUGCGGCAGCACCUGCGGCAGGGUGUCGUUCUCGGUCUCGUCCGACCGGGGCCUGCUGGGCGAGGGCUCCUCGAGAGAGCUGGCGGAGUACUACGACGAGGAGGUCCGGGCUCUCCUCCACAGCUAGCCUGUGAUGUGGCGGGGGGCGCCAGCGUCCAAGACCUCCUCGCGUGCUGCCGAACCUCGCGACGGAGAGGUUUUGGCUCCUCCAGCCUCCUGUGGACCCUAAGUAACCAGAUAUUGGCCCAUCAACAAAACUGGCUCGAUGUGAGAAGUCGGUCCUGACGAACGGGUGGAGAUCGUCGGGGGUCCCGGCCGUGAGAAGCCACGACGCCGGAGGCCUGUGUGUGCACUCACACCGACGCUGCCCAGGCCGAUCCUGGGCCCAUGAUCGGUGCAUCUGCGAGGCGUUCCAGAGAGGUCCUCGCCCUCGAGAGUCGAAGGAGCUGGCACCUCUUC